CGGAAUCAAGCAACAAGAAAAUAGAGGUUAGGGAAGGCAGUACUGGUUGGAACUGGGAGCUACAAAUCCCUCUGCUUCCCCUCGCCAUAAUUUCUGUGCAUCCAGAACUAUAUCUGCAUUUGCUUCAUUUCCUCAGUUCUGAAUUUGGUGUUGUUGAAUUUGAAGUUGAACCCUCAUAUUAAAGGAUGAUGAUGCUAAAGCUAAGGUGCCUGUGAUCGCCUUAAAGGCAAUAAAGUAAACGGUUGAGUUAAAGUUUGAAGUGCCGCUCAAUCUAUGCGCCUAAUUAACAUUUCAUCUUCAAAAAGUUAAAGCUUCCAUUCUUGAGACCGCCCAGAAACCCCUUUUGCUUUUUUUGGGUCUGGAAACUGAUUCUGCUGUACUUAAGGUGUGGCUGUAAGGAAAAGUUUGGUUCUUGGUUCUGGGUAUCAGUCAGAUUGGUGCAGAGAGAAGUAAGAGAGCCAUUCAUGCAUCUUUCACUAUGGAAACCAAUAUCCCACUGUGCAGCUCUGAUUGUGGACAAGAAGAAGAGCAGAAGCAGGAGGAAGGCUGGAUUAGGUUUAAAAGAGGAUGAGAAGAAAAAGCCCUCUAUUCUCCGCCAACUGCAAGAGAACAAACUUAGAGAAGCUCUUGAAGAGGCAUCCGAAGAUGGGUCUCUUGCAAAAUCUCAAGACAUUGAUUCUUUGUCUUUGAAUCAGGAAGGGAACAUUGGAAGAUCAAGGUCGCUUGCUCGACUCCGUACCCAGAAUGAUUUCUUGAACGCCACCUCUCUAGCUGCAGACCGUACUUUUUGCACCGAAGAUUCCAUUCCUGACAUUCCCGAUGCUUUCUCCAAGUUCCUCACCAUGUAUCCCAAGUUCCAAUCCACAGAAAAGAUUGACCAGCUUAGAAUGGAGGAAUAUGGGCAUCUCACCGAGUCUUCUGCUAAGGUAUGUCUUGAUUACUGCGGCUUUGGGCUGUUCUCUUAUACUCAAAUUCAAGAGCAGUGGGAUACACCAGCAUUUACUUUGUCUGAAAUAACUGCUAACUUGAGUAAUCAUGCUCUUUACGGAGGUGCAGAGUGUGGUACUGUUGAACAUGAUAUAAAGACUAGAAUUUUUGACCAUUUGAACAUCCCUGCAAACGAGUAUGGCCUUGUUUUUACUGUUAGUAGAGGAUCUGCAUUUAAAUUGCUUGCUGAAUCUUACUCUUUUCAAAUGAAUAAGAAGUUGUUGACCAUGUUUGAUCAUGAGAGCCAAUCUGUAAUUUGGAUGGCUCAGUGUGCUAAGGAGAAAGGUGCUAAAGUCUACAAUGCUUGGUUCAAAUGGCCAUCCCUGAAACUCUGCUCUAAGGAGCUGAGAAAGAAAAUUUCAAGCAAGAAGAAGAGGAAAAAAGGGCAUGCAAAUGGCCUUUUUGUGUUUCCUGUUCAGUCUAGAGUCACUGGUGCAAAGUAUUCUUACCAGUGGAUGGCUCUUGCUCAACAAAACAAUUGGCAUGUACUGCUUGAUGCUGGGUCUUUAGGUCCAAAAGACAUGGAUUCACUUGGUUUGUCCUUAUUUAGGCCAGACUUUAUUAUUACAUCUUUCUAUAGAGUGUUUGGUCAUGAUCCAACAGGUUUUGGAUGCCUAUUAAUCAAGAAAUCUGUGAUGGGAAGCCUCCAAGGUCAGUGUGGGCAUACUGGGUCUGGAAUGGUGAGGAUACUCCCAGUUUAUCCUCAGUACCUGAGUGAUUCUGUGGAUGGACUUGAUUUUACAGUUGAAAUUGAAGAUGAAGCAGCCAAUGAAAAUGAAAAAUCAUUGCAUGAAAAACAUGGGGGAUCACAAAUGCCUGCCUUUUCUGGUGUUUUUACUCUGAACGAGGUCAGGGAUGUUUUUGAGACUGAGAUGGAUCAUGAUAAUAAUAGCUCAGACAGGGAUGGGGCAAGCACCAUUUUUGAGGAAGCUGAGACCCUUUCUGUUGGUGAUCUUAUGAAAAGUCCAAUUUUCAGUGAGGAUGAAUCAUCAGAUAAUUCUUACUGGAUAGAUUUGGGUCAGAGUCCAAUUGGUUCUGAUUAUUCAGGCCAGUUGAACAAGCAGAAAACAGGUUCUCCCUUAACACGGUCAUGGUUUUCUGGGAAGAGGAACAAUCAGCACCUGUCUCCAAAAUUGAAGUCAAGAAUACCCAAGAGCCCAAUGUAUGAAGACAGCAAGAUCAACCUGACAUCUCAAGAUCCUGUGUUAUCUUUUGAUGCAGCUGUGUUAUCUGUGUCACAGGAGCUUGAUCUUGUAAAGGAGAUUCCUGAAGAACAGCCAACCGAAACAGACUUUGCCUCAGGAAAUGGUGAAAAAUCUACAGAUUCUUACCACCCUACAGAGAUUCAUGAAGAAUCCUCUAUCACAGAUGAGUCAGUGCUAGCUGAUUCUAAGUUGACUCCUAAGCUAAAUGGACUCAGACCUAAAUAUGAAAUUUCUGAUAAUUUGUCAGCUUCUGAAGUUCAACAAGAAAAGAAAGAAAGUGCUAUAAGGAGGGAGACGGAGGGCGAGUUUAGGCUGUUGGGAAGGAGGGAAAGGAGCAGGUUUGCUGGUGGUAGAUUUUUUGGUUUAGAUGAGGAAGAUCAAGUUGCCAGCAUGGAUCGCAGAGUAUCUUUUAGCAUGGAAUAUAGUCGCAAAGAUGACUUGACUCACUUGGAGCCUGGAGAAAUAUCAUUGACUACCAUGGGUGAUGACGAGUCCAGCAUUAGUGGAGAAUAUGAUGAUGCACAGGAAUGGGAAAGGAAGGAGCCUGAGAUAAUUUGUCGGCAUCUUGAUCACAUUAACAUGUUGGGCCUCAACAAAACGACCCUCAGACUCCGGUACCUGAUCAAUUGGCUUGUUACCUCAUUACUUCAACUCCGGCUACCCAGUUCAGAUGAAGGCAAGGGAAUGCAUCUUGUUCAAAUAUAUGGCCCUAAGAUCAAAUAUGAAAGAGGUGCAGCUGUAGCCUUUAAUGUGCGAGAAAGCGGUGGAGGAAGGCUAAUCCACCCAGAACUUGUUCAGCAGCUAGCCGAGAAAAAUGGUAUUUCUCUUGGUAUUGGUAUACUCAGUCAUGUAAGGGUUGUGGACAGCUCAAAGCAGCAGUGCCGAGCACUUGAGCUUGAAGAUUCUGCCUUGUGUCAGCCAAUGAAUAGUUGUCAAGAUGCAAAAAGUAUGUUCUUCCGAGUUAAGGUUGUCACAGCAUCACUUGGUUUUCUGAGCAACUUUGAGGAUGUCUAUAGGACUUGGGCUUUUGUGGCCAAGUUUCUCAAUCCAUCAUUCUUUGAAGUAGAUAAUUUAUCUACAAUUCCAGAAGGUUCAGAAACGUAGGCUUGGAAUGCUUGAGUGAAGGCUUCUUUCUUGUUAAAGGGAAUGUGUAAAAGCAAGAAAUGGUUCUUGCAACUUUCACUGAAGCAAAUAUUGUUGAGAUUCAAAGGUACGGUCUUGUGUGGUCUGUUUAUUUUCCUCUUCCCUUAGAGUCAUUCCCUUAGAGUCAUUCCUUGUGAGAAGAUGAUUUCUUUUUAUCAUUCUUCUUCAAAGUAUUUUCUGUAUUAGUCAUGUAGAGUUUACUGUUAUAUCAUACAUCUGUCACUUUUUAAGUUACUUUGUCAUCCAAAACAGAAUUGAAAUGGUGUGAAGAUUGAAAAGUAUGAAGUUGACAUUUGGAGCAUUUUGUCUAUUUUCUUCAUAUUAUCAGCUCUAAACAUCUAUUAAGAGUAAAUAUUAACCACCAGA
Messenger RNA from Rubroshorea leprosula, 3701 nucleotides. NCBI's taxonomy places the organism in Eukaryota, Viridiplantae, Streptophyta, Magnoliopsida, Malvales, Dipterocarpaceae. The record is from the annotation of a GenBank genome assembly.